CCAGUCCAACGCUCCUCGUUUCACCCGACACAUUUUCAGUCAGCGCUUUUGAGCGCGCUCUCAUGCCGGCGCUGCCGUCGUCCACCUCUGAGGGAGAUGGCAUGCUGGACGUGCAGAUCACGGGCGCCGAGGAGCAGUUCACCUUGUCCCUGCACGACGGUCUUCGGGGCAAGGAGCUUCUGACCAUGGUGCGUGAUCGUCUUCCAGUGAAGCCUCGCUGCACUGUCCAGCUCUGGACUGCCGAGGAUCGCCAGGUGAUCUUGAAUCAGACGUUGAAGGAGCAGGGGCUUGGCACUUCCCCGAGUCUUCAGCUCUCCUACUCCUAUGCUUCUUCGGAUUUGUGGCACGCCUUUAAGAUCCUCGAGGGUGAGGUGGUCCGCGAGGUCGACCACCACGCCUUGGACGGCGUCGUCCACGUGCAGUACGCCAAGCACCUGAUCAAGCACGUGACCUUGCCGCCCACGUUAGAAUCCCUUAAAUUUGGGGAUGUCUUUUACCAUGGCGUGGACCGCUUGGCCCUGCCCAGCAAGCUGGUGUCCCUGGCGUUUGGCCGGGACUUCGACCAAGCCCUGGACGGCAUGGUGUUCCCCGAGAGUCUGCGACACCUGACCUUUGGUCGGGAGUUCAACCAAAGCCUGGAAGAGGUGGAUCUUCCAAAGAUGCUCGAGAGCUUGGUAUUUGGAGACAACUUCAAUCAGAGCUUGGACAAUGUGUCCCUUCCGAGCAGCUUGCAAUACUUGACCUUCGGGCUGGAGUUUGACCAGCCACUACAGGAGUCCAAGCUGCCAGGGAGUCUCGUAUCUCUGAUCUUUGGGAACAACUUUAACCAGACUUUGAAUGCGGCGAGGCUCCCGGAAGGGCUGAGGAGGCUGAAGUUCGGGUAUCACUUCAACCAGAAGAUCAUGCCCAGAUCUGGUGGCUGCAUGAGCUUCGGGAAGGCGGUGCCUUUCCUGAGCAACCUGGAAGAAUUGACGUUUGGACGGUCCUACACAGAGGAUUUGAGUCGAAUGACCUUUGCUAGCACCUUGCGAAGCCUGAAGUUUGGAGAUGGCUUCAAUCAGAAUCUGCUGAAGCUGCAGCUUCCAAGCUCUCUCGAGUCUCUUUCCCUUGGGGAAGGCUACAAGCAGGAGUGGAGCAAGGCCGCUUGGCCGUCGGGCUUGCGGAACUUGACGGUGGAACAGAACUUUGUGACCAAGGGCGGCGUGAAGGUCACCUUUCCCGAAGGCUUGGAGAGCCUGUCCUUCGGUGGAGCCUUUAAUCAGAGCUUCGAGAACGUGAAGCUACCGGAGAAGCUCAUCAGCCUGAGCUUCGGCCGUGAUUUCAACAAACCGCUGCAGAGUUUGAGCGCCCUCCCGAGCCUCCAACGCUUGGUCUUCGGCCGCGACUUCAACCAGAAGCUGGACGUGAGCUUACCUCCGACCCUGAAGACCUUGAAGUUUGGCCUGAAGUUCAACCAAUCCCUCGAGGGCAUCGUCUUGCCCCAGACCUUGGAGACCUUGAGUUUUGGUGCCUACUUCAAUCAGCCCUUUGACCUGGAGCUCCCUCCCAACUUGAAGACCUUGGUCUUUGGCGAGCACUUCGAUCAGCUGAUGGACGGGGUCAAACUACCCGACAGCAUCGAGUUCCUGACCUUCGGCGAGAACUUCAACCAAGUGUUGGACAAUCUGACCUUGCCCAAGAAUCUGCAGGAGUUGACCUUUGGCGUUUACUUCCAGCAGAGCUUGGACAAAGUGAACCUCCCGGCCUCGUUGCGGAAGCUGUGCUUCGGCCACGGCUUCAACCGAUCCUUGGAGCACACGGCGUUGCCCUCGGGCCUCGAGGAGAUGUGCUUUGGGGUGAACUUCAACCGGAACCUGGAGGGCACGAAGCUUCCGGCGAAUUUGCAGCGCUUGAGCUUUGGGCGUGACUUUAAUCAGAAGCUCGACAGAGUGGAGCUGCCAGCGAACCUGGAGAGCUUAAAGAUGGGCUUUAGCUUCAACCGAGAGCUGGACAAAGUGAAGUUCCCUCCUGGACUGCAGAGCCUCACGUUGGGGGAAUCCUUUGCCCAAAGCUUGGAGAAGGUCUCUUUCCCUCGGAGCCUGCGUUGCUUGACGCUGUUGGGCCUCAUGUGGCCCAACCUGGAUUCCAACGAUCUUCCGGACUUGGAGCAACUCCACUGUCGUGGCAUCACCUUGGGCUUCCACCCGCUCUGAGCGCGAGCGACGGUGACAACUCCGUCAGCGUGCGGCUGCUGCAAGCUGCUGCGAGCAAGCUGCUUUCUGCAGAGGAGCUUCAAGCUGGCCGUUUUCCGGCUGUUUCUCGCCGGGGCCGGGGUCCUUCCUGAAGGGAAGACUCCCCCGCCCAGCAUGUUCUCUCCCUUUUCAGCGUCUCGUCACCCGUUCGAGACACUGUUUCGGGGGUGAGAUAAUGAAGGGCUGUGGAAUGUCGACUCCGAGUCAGUCCAUUGUGUGAAGC
Durusdinium trenchii is the source of this 2454-nucleotide messenger RNA. The record is from the annotation of a GenBank genome assembly. NCBI's taxonomy places the organism in Eukaryota, Dinophyceae, Suessiales, Symbiodiniaceae.